AUGAAUAGUCAUCGCAAAUUAACUCUUUCUGAAUAUCAAACCAAAUAAAGACAAAUCCAUGAACAUAGAAGUCCAAAAUCAAAUAAAUUUCAUACUCCUUAACAAAAAAUCAAUAUAAAUUCUCCAAAGAUAUAAAUCACCCCAAAAUAACAAAAGCCAAAACCAUUUUCAGAUAGAUCCAUCUCCAUCAAUCUCAAUUUAAAUUUUCCUUUCCCUUCCAAAAUUUCCAAGCUGACAAAACUACAAUCUUUAGAUGAAGAGACUAAAUAAUGUGAAUCUAAGAAUUAAUAACUAACAAUUGAAUAAAAAAGUCCAAAAUAAGAAGGAAUAGACAAAUUAAGAUCAUAAUUGAAUGAAUAAUUUUUAAAGGAAAGCUCAUGUAAUAGAGCAGGAGCUUGUCUCUAAUUUCUUGAACCUUCAAUAGUUCAUAAUAUGUGUAAUUAUCUCAUAUCAAAUUUAGUAAACCUAUCACCUAAAGUUAAAGUUAAUUCAGACCUUCGUGCUUCUGUUACUUCAAGAGACUUAAAUGGUAAUACAGCACUUCAUUUUGCUGCUAAAAAUGGAAAUAUUCAUCUUGUACAAGCACUUCUGUAUAAGGAUAUACAAAUAGAUACAUAGAAUGAAGAUAAAAUGACACCAUUAUUAUUGAGUGCUUAUUAGUAUUAAAUUUAAAUAUAAAAACAUAGUGGGAAAUUGGAAACUUUAUAAAUAUUAGUCAAUUUAGGAGCUAAUAUCAAUCAUCAAGAUAUUCAUGGUAAUACUUCUCUCCAUUAUGCAUGCAAAUAUAAUUUUAAAUCAAUUGUGGAAUUCUUACUUUAAAAAUAACAUCUUAUCUUAUUAUAAAAUCAUGAUUAAAAAUAUCCAAAUUUUUAUAUUGAGGAUACAGAAAUUGCUUAAAUAUUUGCAGACUAUUUAGAGUAGUCAAAUUGUAAAACUAUAAAUUAACUUUUUAGAAAAACGAACUAAAGAAGUUAUAAUUUUGAAUACUUAAACAGAAACAAUAUUAAAAAUGUUUUAAAGAAGAAAUAUUAAAUAAAUAAAAAAAUUUAUUUAAACAAGUAAGUCAUAAAAUAAUCUUGAUUUGAUAUAAGAAUCAACUCCAAAAAUAAAAUAAUUAUAAACAAAAUUACAAUAACUUGAAUAAUUUAAAACUUAACUGUAAGCAUUCAAAAAACAAAUAACUUUCUCAACCAAAUAUUCUGAAUCUUGUAAAAAUUUGAAAGAGAAUGAAGAAAUAUAAUUAUCUCAAUUCUAAAUCUUAGGUUUAAUUGGAAAAGGUAGUUUUGGUCAAGUCUAUCUAGUAAAGAAAUAAAAUUAAUUAUAUGCAAUGAAAGUUUUAGAUAAAAUAAUGAUAUUAAGUAAAUAUAAAAUAAACAUAUUAUAGAACAUAAUCUAUUUCGUUAUGCUUAAACUGAAAGGAAUGUAUUAUCGGUAACUUCACAUCCUUUUAUAGUCAAACUAAGAUAUGCCUAUCAAACAUCAGAUAAAUUAAUUAUGAUUUUAGAUUAUUGUCCAGGAGGAGAUAUGGGAUAACUUUUGGAAGAUGUAAAAAGAUUACCAGAAGAAUAAGUUAAAAAUUAUAUUUGUGAAAUUAUUCUUGCUUUAGAAGAUUUACAUUAAAGAGAUAUUAUUUAUAGAGAUCUUAAACCAGAAAAUAUAGUUAUAGAUGCAGAUGGACAUGCUAUGCUUACAGAUUUUGGACUUUCAAAGGAGGGAAUAUUUGAUGCCAAUUAAGGAGCAAGAUCAUUUUGUGGAUCUGUUGCUUACUUAGCACCUGAAAUGCUUAAAAGAUAAGGACAUGGAAAAGCUGUUGAUUGGUAUUUACUUGGAGUAGUCAUGUAUGAAUUAUUAGUUGGAGUACCUCCUUAUUAUGCAAAUGAAAAAGAAUAGCUCUUUCACAAUAUUGAAAAUGCUGUUCUCAAAAUCCCAUCUUACAUUUCACCUGAAGGUAGAAACCUUAUAAAAUCAGUAAUUAUUAUUUCAUUAAAUAGCUACUUUAAAGAAAUCCUAUUAAAAGAUUGGGAUCAGGGGUUGGUGAUUCUAAAGAAAUCAAACAGCAUCCAUACUUUUAAGAUGUUGAUUGGGAAAAAGUCAUAAAUAAAGAAUUGCAAUUUACUAUACCAACUAGAAAGAUAAAGAUUAAUACAUAAGUUGGUUAGAAUCUUUUUGAAAAUGAACAAGUGGAGCUAUCCUCUCAUAUUUAAGGUUGGUCCUAUGUUCAUACAGAUUUUUGA
Molecule: messenger RNA, 2234 nt
Organism: Paramecium pentaurelia
Lineage: Eukaryota; Ciliophora; Oligohymenophorea; Peniculida; Parameciidae
Source: the annotation of a GenBank genome assembly